Messenger RNA from Manis pentadactyla (Chinese pangolin), 1795 nucleotides. RefSeq names its product coenzyme Q10B (gene COQ10B). Bases 226 to 954 code for a protein of 242 amino acids. Gene Ontology annotation, molecular function: ubiquinone binding. NCBI's taxonomy places the organism in Eukaryota, Metazoa, Chordata, Mammalia, Pholidota, Manidae. Gene Ontology annotation, cellular component: mitochondrion. The transcript is spliced from 5 exons. Gene Ontology annotation, biological process: ubiquinone biosynthetic process; cellular respiration. The record is from RefSeq and is a predicted model, not a curated record.
AUUCCCCUGAUUGGCUGCAGGACGACGACAGCAUUUACCAAACGCCCCUACGGCAGUACAAGUGUGCGUCACUCUUUGCGCCAUCAGGGCGGGAAGAUGGGCGUGUCUGACUGAGGGAGACCAGCCGAUUGGCUGGAAAGCCCAGCGCCGGGAGGCUUGUCCUGGCCGGCGAGGGUGGCGUCUCGGUCCGGUCCGGAGGUGGCCACCGGCUUCGGGGGAACCAUCAUGGCAGCUCGCACGGGCCACAGGGCCCUGAGAAAGGUGGUCUCGGGAUGCUAUGCGAAGUCGCUGGCAGCGGCUGGAGCCCUGGCUCCGGCGCAGGGGACUGCGCGGAACGUCAGAUAUUUAGCUCCCUGUGGUAUACGGAUGAGCAGAACUCUUCCACUACAUACCUCAAUUUUGCCUAAGGAGAUACAUGCAAGAUCUUUCUUCAGAAUUGCUGCACCAUUAAUAAACAAAAGAAAAGAAUAUUCAGAGAGGAGAAUUAUAGGAUAUUCUAUGCAGGAAAUGUAUGACGUAGUAUCAGGAAUGGAGGAUUACAAACAUUUUGUUCCUUGGUGCAAAAAAUCAGAUGUAAUAUCAAAAAGAUCUGGAUAUUGCAAAACACGAUUAGAAAUUGGAUUUCCACCUGUAUUGGAGCGCUAUACAUCAGUAGUAACCUUGGUGAAACCACAUUUGGUAAAGGCAUCCUGUACUGAUGGGAAACUUUUCAAUCAUUUGGAGACUGUUUGGCGUUUUAGCCCAGGUCUUCCUGGCUACCCAAGAACUUGUACCUUGGAUUUUUCAAUUUCUUUUGAAUUUCGCUCAUUUCUACACUCUCAGCUUGCCACAUUGUUUUUCGAUGAGGUUGUAAAGCAGAUGGUAACUGCCUUUGAAAGAAGAGCAUCUAAACUGUAUGGUCCAGAAACAAAUAUACCUCGGGAAUUAAUGCUCCAUGAAGUUCAUCACACGUAAAGGGAAAAAAGAACUGGUCGUCUAUUUGUAACUUUAUUCACUUUUAGGAAGUGCUUUCAUCAUUUGCUUUCAAAAGUCAGACAGCAUUUGUCAAAUCCAGCUUUGAUUACAAACCUGCACCAUUGAAAAUUUGCACUUGGAAUAUGGAACCAUGUGUACAUAGAAUUCAAUCAAGUGGAAUUAUAAGUAAUAUGCACAUUAGCAUGUUAACAAUAAUGGGAUGUAUUCACUGUUGCUAGAAUACUGACAUAACUCUUCUGAGCAGAAAUGGAAACUGUAAAUUUCAACCUUUUAAUUAACACCUUACCUGCAAAAGGUAAGUUAAAAUGCUCACACAGUAUAUUAUAGUAACCAUAUCAUGUUUAAGUUAUUAAAUUCAGACUAUUUUUAACUUAUUGUCAUAGGGCCUGCCUCAGGGCUUAGGAUAUUUGAGUAAUCAUCAGAUAUUUAAAGUAAAAGCUGUGACUUAAAUAUACUGUUAUUGAAGGUUCCCUGACACUUUUCUUAUUUUGAAAUUCUUAUGGAUAGUAGUAAUUCAGUGUCACAGUGAGGUUAGCUACCAGAUAAACUGAAUAUUUUUUUGGUGAGUGGUCCAGAGCUUUAAGCUACUUUUCUCAUAGUUUCCAACCCUCUCCCAGAUACUUUGCUCUUUUAAUAAUGCUGAUUGUAUGUCAAAUUUUGUCUACAAAAUGGCACAAAUGAAGAUAAGUUGGUUGAUACAUCUCCAGCACCAUUCAUCCCUCUUUUGUAUUUAUUGUGUGUACUCACUUUCAAUGUUUUCCAAACUGAUACUUCUGUAAAUAAAUCAGUGUAACUUAAUAAAGUUAAUUUGUUUAUUUUU